Setaria italica (foxtail millet) is the source of this 987-nucleotide messenger RNA. Its product is annotated as elongator complex protein 6. The transcript is spliced from 5 exons. Gene Ontology annotation, cellular component: elongator holoenzyme complex. Lineage: Eukaryota; Viridiplantae; Streptophyta; Magnoliopsida; Poales; Poaceae. Gene Ontology annotation, biological process: tRNA wobble uridine modification. Bases 116 to 865 code for a protein of 249 amino acids. The record is from RefSeq and is a predicted model, not a curated record.
UACCCCGAUCCGUGUCCGAACUCUGUGGGCGCCUGCUUCUCUGUUUUUCUCAAACUCCUUUGCCGCCGCCGCCGCCAGUCUCGCUCUCCGGCGAAGGGUGUUUACCCAGGGGACCAUGGAGGAGUACGGAGGGGGAGACCUCCUGACCGAGGCGAUGGGCUCCGCGGCGCGGUUGGUGGUAGUAGAGGACUGCGUGGAGGCGCCGGGGGCCUUCGUCCUCCACCUCCUCCUCAAGCGCGCGCUCGCCGGCGGCGGGGCGGCUGCCUUCCUCGCCCUCGCGCAGCCUUUCACCCAUUACGACCGAAUCCUGCGCAAGAUGGGAUGUAACCUUUCCCUGCAUAGGAGGAACGAGAGGCUUCAUUUCUUUGAAUUGCAAGCAUUCCCAGGUGGAGCUAGGGAUGGCGCCAUUGCUGAUAGCUUUGUUCGACUGUACAGUGAAAUUCAAAGAGUGGCGGAGGCAACCAGGAGUGGAGAAAAUGCAGGCCAAUUCACCAUCGUGAUAGACGAUGUUUCACUGUUGGAAGUUGCGGCCCAUGGUUCCAUAGACAAUGUGCUGGACUUCUUGCAUUAUUGUGUGACUCUUACAUCUGAGAUGAAUUGCUCGCUGGUGAUCCUCGUCCACGAGGAUAUAUAUGCAGGCGAGGAGAACAAUGGUCUUCUUUUACAUUUGCGCCACAUUGCAGAUCUUGUGGUUAAAGCAGCACCUUUGAGCACAGGCUUGGCUGCUGAUGUUCAUGGACAGCUUUCGGUGGUCAACAAGGGUACAUUCAGCGAGCAAAGGGCAAAAGCGCAGAAGGUUUGGAAUUUCCAUUUUAAAGUGAAGGAAAAUGGUGCGGACUUCUUUUAUCCAGGGAGCAGACAUUAGGGAGUACUUUGUAAUACUGGCAGAGAUGACUUUUGUUGUGAUAACUGGUGUUGCUAUGCUUUGCAUGACAUCUGCUAACCUACGUAGUAUUUCAGUAAAGUUUCGUCGAAUCCUUUCCUUCA